This is a messenger RNA of Tribolium madens (black flour beetle), 3638 nucleotides long. RefSeq names its product band 7 protein AGAP004871. The transcript is spliced from 9 exons. The record is from RefSeq and is a predicted model, not a curated record. Lineage: Eukaryota; Metazoa; Arthropoda; Insecta; Coleoptera; Tenebrionidae. Bases 218 to 1123 code for a protein of 301 amino acids. Gene Ontology annotation, cellular component: plasma membrane.
UUUACGCUUCUAAGAAACAGUGGCAAAUACAAGUCCGGCAACGCUCAUCACAUUGACAUCAAGCUCUAGGAAAAAGUGCGACGUUAUCCUUCAGGAAUCCUGCACGCCCACUUCGAUGUCAGCAUCCUGAAAACACAACUUUGGGAAAAUUGCGACUCUACUCAUUGUAAAACCCUGCAACAAGGUGGCGGCAACCGACGUGAAGAUUGCCCCUGAUAUGUCAACUGCCGUAACCAAUGGCCACCAGGCGAGUUCGGAGGAUUUCGCCAAACAUGUUUUUGGAGCGCAUGAACGUGGACACGCUGAGCUUGUGGAGGAGGACACGAAAAUGUGCGGGAAAAUCCUAACGGUCCUAUCAUGGAUGGUCGUUGUUUUGACCAUGCCCUUCUCCCUCUUCGUCUGCUUCAAGGUCGUUCAGGAAUACGAACGGGCCGUUAUUUUCCGUUUAGGUCGUCUCUUGUCCGGAGGCGCCAAAGGACCAGGAAUUUUCUUCAUCUUGCCAUGCAUCGACGCCUACGCCAGAGUUGAUCUGCGUACGAGGACCUACGAUAUACCCCCUCAGGAGGUUUUGACCAAAGACAGCGUGACCGUGUCCGUGGACGCCGUGGUCUACUACCGCGUCUCCAACGCCACCGUCUCCAUCGCCAACGUGGAGAACGCCCACCACUCGACUCGCCUCCUCGCCCAGACAACCCUCCGCAAUAUCAUGGGCCAGCGCCCCCUGCACGAGAUCCUCAGCGAGCGCGAGAGCAUCUCCCAGCACAUGAAGGCCCUCCUCGACGAGGCCACCGACUCCUGGGGGAUCAACGUAGAACGAGUUGAAAUCAAAGACGUGCGAUUGCCCAUCCAAUUGCAAAGGGCCAUGGCGGCCGAAGCCGAGGCUGCCCGCGAGGCCCGCGCCAAGGUCAUCGCUGCCGAAGGCGAACAGAAAGCCUCUCGGGCUUUGCGAGAGGCCUCGGAGGUGAUUGGGGACUCCCCGGCUGCGCUCCAACUCAGAUAUUUGCAGACCUUGAACACGAUAUCGACGGAGAAGAACUCGACGAUCGUUUUUCCGCUGCCGAUUGAUAUUAUUUCGUACUUCAUGAAGUGCAAAGGGGCGGCCGAUAACCAGAGUCCUUUCUAAGGACGCGAGAUGGUCCUGUAAUUGCGCCAAGCCAUCGAAAUUUAUGUCCUAUUAAAUGAUGUAUGUGUCCUUGUCGCCGUUAGUGUCUUUCCUUAACAUUAUAUUAUGUGUAAAUCUCGAUUUAUUGAGGUGUUUUGUUUAUUCGUUCUGUGGGCUCUUUUGGACGUUUAUAUUGAGGCACAGUGUACACUCGUCUUUCAAUAUUACAUGUAUACAACGUCACCGUUUAGACUAAUUGAGAUAAUAAUAGCGAUAAUGCACGUUAGGUAGAUUGCUGUUCCGAUGGCUGGAUGUAGAGCCGCACGCAAUUGACAAGUGACAUUUUCAUUGCGUGCGACUGUACAUGCGCACAUAUUUAAAAAUGGCGACAAAAAAGCAUAAAACAACUGUCUGAAAAUUUCAUUGUUAAUAAUUAAGUUUGCUACGAGUUUCUGGAGUUUAUGUAGCACUUGUUUAACGCCGAACACAGAUAAUAGAGUUUUAUUAAGUUUUAUCACAAAGUUUAAAGAACCAUGAAAGUUCUACCAAUUAUCUUACAAUUGUUUUGUUGAAAAAAAUGAGCAUAAAAACUAAUAAAAAAUAUAAAAACGAAAAAAUAAAUCGAUAUAAAUGCGAAAAAUAAGAAUCAGUUAAAGAGAAUUGAUAGUUUCAUGGUUUGAAACAGUUGUACAGGGUGACCCAGUUAACACUGUUAUGAUAAAAUUUUUAUCAAACUACAGAGUGUGUCAGAAAUGGGUGAUCAGAUUUUAACUUUUUCUCUGGUACUGUAAAAACUGUUUUCACACAAAAUUUCAAAAUAUUUUGAAAAAAUUUUUCAAACAUUUUAUGUGUUUGAUAAUAUUAUUGAAACUAAAAUUUUCUUAAUUAUCUCUUGAACAACCUGAAAAAACUUAUUUGUACUAUAUUAUUUCUUAUACUUACGUAUUGUUUUCUAAAUCAAAAAUGUGUGGUAAUUGGCUCACUUAUUUCUAAAACACAUGUUUAAAUAUAAAUUUUUACAAACUAAGUGUUUUUACAAUGCAAAAUAUUUUAAGUAUUUUAUUGUUUUUCUGGUACUUUCUUUCCACAAUUUCUCUAAAAAAAGUCUCAAAUGGGACAACACUUUAUUUGUAUAUGUAAAAUUGUGUAAAAUAUGCUCACUUAUUUCUGAUACACACUGUAGAGUUAAACUUGGAACAAUAAGAUGAAUAUAAAAUUUUUACAAAACUGUAGGUAGUAUUAAUUUCAAAAUGCUGUGAAGUAUAAACACUCAAAAUCAGAUUUUUUGAUUACUGAUUAACGCAUUUGACCUUGACUAUCUACAGCACUUUGAAACAUAGUUAUGCUAAUAAUUUAUGGUGUUUUUAUUUAUUAAGCGAAAAGUUUAACUGAAUCAUCCUCGUAUAUACAGAGCGUCUGAAAGCUACUUUUAUCAAAAAUGAACAGUGAUAGUUUAUUUUUUAGAGGCACUAUUUUAUAAUCUUUUGAAGUUUGUUUAAUAAUAGUAUAAACAAUAUCACAUAAUAUAUAAAAUGUUUAUUGUUAAUUAAGUAUUUAGGGUAUAGAUAAACUUAUACAUUUUGUAUAGUUUUGACGGUAAUAGGGUCCACCCCACUUAAACACGGCACAUCACGACACAAGUAUUAUAAGCACGUUGUUUUACGUGGAUCACUCUGUAUAGUAAUUUUAGAUGUUUUUUAUUGGCCUAGAAUUUUGAGUGAGACUUUCGUCGUGCCAAAUUUCCUAAUUAAAAAUCAAAUUAAAAAUUUACAGGGUGGUCAGUAAUGUAAUUUUUUACUAAUCACAAAUCGAUAAAUCUGAUUUACAUAAAAUAGGCUGUGCAUAAGAGAGCCAUCAAAUCCUCUGUGUUAUAUUUAAGAAAAAAGGGCUAAGCCUGCUUAGUAUUAACAAACCACUUAUCAAAUAUAAAUAUUCGUGUACUGUUUAAAGUUUUUUUCGCUGUCAUUCAUGUCAUCAGCUUCUAGAUCUAUGUAAAUAGUAGAUGUGACCGGAAUUUUCGAUGUACCCGGAAAUCAGUAUGUACCAAUUUAGAUUGUUUUUCGAAGCCACCAUCACGUCUGUAUUUUGAACCACAGUUUUUCUACUAAUCACUGUACUGACUCAUACAAUAAACAAGACUUAAUAGAGCAUCUGUUUUGCUUUUGAUCUGACACUGUCACCGUUGCUUGAUUUUCGGACCACUCUACGAUGUCUCGUAAUGAUUUGCAGACUCUUAACACAAUCUCAGCUGAGAAGAAUUCGACAAUUGUGUUUCCGCUACCUAUUGAUAUGUUGACGUACUUCAUGAAGGCUCACGAGGCCGCCUCUUCGUAAAGGGGCGCAAUUUGCGGGCUUGUUAUCGACGAUGACAGCGGGGGAUUUUUUGCAGAUACUCAUUUACACGAUGUAAGUUUUAAACGAUCACAUUUUCGGGCACAGUUUAUCAAAAUAGUUGUAUUAUAAAAUAGCUGUUUUUCAAUGUUCUUAUUGUAUAAAAAUGUAUUAUAAUAAUGGUUAAAUAAAGUUCUAUUUACUA